Messenger RNA from Gastrolobium bilobum, 3246 nucleotides. RefSeq lists its product as uncharacterized. The record is from RefSeq and is a predicted model, not a curated record. The coding region runs from base 1 to 2868 and encodes 955 amino acids. The transcript is spliced from 7 exons. NCBI's taxonomy places the organism in Eukaryota, Viridiplantae, Streptophyta, Magnoliopsida, Fabales, Fabaceae. Gene Ontology annotation, molecular function: 5'-3' DNA helicase activity; ATP hydrolysis activity; RNA binding.
AUGGAAACAGUACCUACUUGCUUCUUCUGCGGUAGAAUCCCAGCAAAAAGUGAGCUUUUCCGUUAUAACGCCUCUUAUGUGCCCUUUUCUUCAUUUGGUUCAUUCUGUCUUUUAAACCGUAGUAAUAAUAAUGCAUAUACCAUGUCUCCAAUGUGCUCUUUGUCACCUUCAUUCGGCACCCAUCGUCUCAUUCGAAAUGCAACUAACAUCAGCUGUGAAAUUAAGCAGCUUCCGAGUUACGCCAAGGGGAGAAGAAGAAGAGGGAAGAGAGAGAAACAAGAGGAAAGGGAACCCAAUGAGAAUGGAGACCCAAUUGGGUGGAAGGAACUUGGGAAGAGUGUAGUGAGGUGGAUUCGUCAUAGCAUGAGGGCUAUGGCUUCUGAUUUUGCUUCAGCUGAGUUAGAGGGUGAGUUUGAGUUCUCCGAGUUGAGGCAGAGAAUGGGACCUGGUCUCACUUUUGUAAUACAGGCUCAACCGUAUUUGAAUGCUGUUCCUAUGCCGCUUGGACUUGAAGUUAUCUGCUUGAAGGCUUGUGCUCAUUAUCCCACUCUUUUCGACCACUUUCAGAGGGAGCUUCGUGAUGUUCUCCAAGAUCUACAGAAUAAAUCCUUGGUCCAGGAUUGGCGUGACACUCAGUCUUGGAAACUGCUUAAGGAGCUCGCCAAUUCAGCUCAGCAUAGAGCAGUUGCGAGAAAGAUAGCGCAGCCCAAGACUGUCCAAGGAGUUUUAGGAAUGGACAUAGAAAAGGUCAAAGCAAUACAGCACAGGAUUGAUGAGUUCACCAACCGCAUGUCAGAAUUACUCCGUAUUGAAAGGGAUGCUGAGUUGGAGUUUACUCAGGAAGAACUGGAUGCUGUUCCUAAACCACCAGAUGAUACUUCUGAUUCAACAAAACCGAUUGAGUUCUUGGUUAGUCAUAGCCAGCCACAGCAAGAACUCUGUGACACCAUUUGUAAUCUAAAUGCCAUCAGUACCUCUACAGGAUUGGGGGGAAUGCAUUUGGUGCUAUUCAAGGUUGAAGGGAACCACCGGUUACCACCUACUACUCUUUCACCUGGAGACAUGGUUUGUGUGAGAACGUGUGACAACAGGGGUGCAGUUACAACUUCUUGCAUGCAAGGAUUUGUGAACAAUCUUGGGGAUGAUGGCUAUAGUAUUAGUGUUGCUUUAGAGUCACUUCAUGGUGAUCCUACAUUCUCUAAACUAUUUGGGAAGAGUGUGCGCAUUGACCGUAUUCAAGGACUGGCUGAUACACUUACUUAUGAGCGCAACUGUGAAGCCCUAAUGCUGCUUCAAAAGAAUGGUUUACAAAAGAAGAACUCUUCAAUUUCUGUUGUGGCUACACUGUUUGGAGAUGGCGAAGAUGUUGCAUGGCUUGGAAAUAAUCAUUUGGCUGACUGGGCAGAAGAAAAAUUGAAUGGAAUAUUAAGAAGUGAAACCUUUGAUAAUUCUCAGCAGAGAACAAUUGCACUGGGUUUGAAUAAGAAGCGGCCUGUAUUGGUUAUCCAAGGGCCUCCUGGUACAGGUAAGACUGGUCUGCUCAAGCAACUUAUAGCAUGUGCUGUUCAGCGAGGUGAAAGGGUUCUUGUUACAGCACCAACCAAUGCAGCUGUUGAUAACAUGGUUGAAAAGCUUUCAAAUGUUGGAUUAAAUAUUGUGCGCGUUGGAAAUCCAGCUCGUAUAUCAAAAACAGUGGGAUCAAAAUCUUUGGGAGAAAUUGUAAAUGCGAAGCUUUCAAGUUUUCGAGAAGAGUAUGAGAGGAAGAAAUCAGACCUAAGGAAAGAUCUAAGUCAUUGUUUAAGGGAUGAUUCACUAGCUGCGGGCAUACGCCAACUUCUGAAACAGCUGGGAAGAUCUCUAAAGAAAAAGGAAAAACAGACCAUGAUUGAAGUUCUAUCUAGUGCUCAGGUUGUGCUUGCCACUAAUACUGGAGCAGCUGAUCCUUUGAUUCGAAGGCUUGACAGUUUUGACUUGGUUGUCAUAGAUGAAGCUGGACAGGCAAUUGAGCCCUCUUGUUGGAUUCCUAUAUUGCAGGGAAAGCGCUGUAUUCUUGCUGGUGAUCAAUGCCAACUUGCUCCUGUCAUAUUAUCUAGAAAGGCCUUAGAGGGUGGUCUAGGAAUCUCUCUACUGGAGAGAGCUACAACUUUGCAUGAAGGGAUUCUCACCACCAGAUUAACAACACAAUACCGUAUGAACGAUGCAAUUGCUAGUUGGGCUUCGAAGGAGAUGUACGGAGGAUUGUUGAAGUCCUCUGCGACCGUCUUCUCUCAUCUUCUUGUUGACUCUCCUUUUGUUAUGCCAACAUGGAUAACACAGUGCCCACUGCUAUUGCUCGAUACUAGAAUGCCAUAUGGAAGUCUGUCAGUUGGUUGUGGAGAGCAUCUAGACCCAGCUGGAACAGGCUCGUUUUAUAAUGAAGGAGAAGCUGAUAUAGUCUUGCAGCAUGUCUUUUCCUUAAUUUAUGCUGGUGUUAGCCCUACUGCUAUUGUAGUGCAAUCCCCUUAUGUCGCUCAAGUACAACUUUUGAGGAACAUGCUUGAUGAGUUUCCAGAAGCUGCAGGUACUGAGGUUGCCACAAUUGAUAGUUUUCAAGGUCGGGAAGCUGAUGCAGUAAUUUUGUCCAUGGUACGUUCAAACACAUUGGGAGCUGUUGGAUUCCUUGGGGAUAGCAGAAGAAUCAAUGUUGCCAUCACAAGAGCACGCAAACAUUUAGCUGUGGUUUGUGACAGCUCAACUAUAUGCCACAAUACCUUCUUAGCAAGAGUUCUGCGUCAUAUACGACACUUUGGUAGGGUGAAGCAUGCAGAACCAGGUAGUUUUGGAGAGUCUGGACUUGGGAUGAAUCCAAUACUACCUUCCAUUAAUUAGUAUUGCAACAGUUGCAAGAAACAAAUUUCAAAAAUGACCUACCAAUUCUUUGGGAGGGUAUUUAUUUAUUUUUCAUCAAAAUAGUGAAAGUAUGUGUGCAUGAAAAGAGAUGCAAGCUAUAUCGAAGCAUUGUUAUUCAUCUUCUUAUGGUGACCUUUAUGCCGGAAUCAGAAUUGCAGCAAGGGGGAUAUACAUGGCUGGUUUUUCACAUGGUAGAACUUUAGAAUGUAUAGCAAUUUAUAAAUCUAAGAUUUGUGUAUAAUUCAUGAAAAUCAAGGAAGAAAAGUUGAUUCAACUCACAGAUAGUAACAUGACAAUGUAUACUUUGGUCCAUUUUAUGUAUUGUGAAUCACAACUGCCAGUGUUAUGCGUGAAAUU